Molecule: messenger RNA, 3033 nt
Organism: Sphenostylis stenocarpa
Lineage: Eukaryota; Viridiplantae; Streptophyta; Magnoliopsida; Fabales; Fabaceae
Source: the annotation of a GenBank genome assembly
AUGGUCUUAGAAUUGGUUGGUGGUGCCCUUCUCUCUGUCUUCCUUGAGGUUGCAAUAGACAGAUUGGCUUCCCGUCAAGUUGUGGACUUCUUUCGUGGAAGAAAGUUAGAUCAGACUCUACUGAGCAAGUUGGGAAUCAAGCUUCAGUCCAUUGAUGCUGUUGCUGAUGAUGCAGAACAAAAGCAGUUCAAGGAUGCACGUGUGAAGGUAUGGCUUGGGGCUGUCAAAAAUGCUGUGUUUGACGCAGAGGACAUUUUGGAUGAAAUAGAAUAUGAACUCUCCAAAUGUAAACCGGAAGAUGAAUCUGAAUCUCAGACCUUUACAGGCUGUACUUGCAAGGUACCAAAUUUAUGUAAAUCUUAUUCUCUUUGUUCCUUUAACAAGGAAAUUAAGUCUAGGAUGGAACAAGUCCUAGACCGCCUAGAAUUUCUCUCAAACCAAAAGGGUGAUCUAGGAUUGAAAAAGGCUAGUGGUGUAGGAUCAGGAUCACGAUCUUGGAGUACAGUGUCACAAAAAUUGCCAUCAACAUCUUUGAUUGUUGAGAGUGUUGUUUAUGGAAGAGAUGAUGAUAAAAAAAUGAUCUUUCAUUGGCUCACAUCUGACAGUGACAAUGGUAACCAGUUAUCCAUACUCUCUAUUGUGGGCAUGGGCGGGUUGGGUAGGACCACACUUGCCCAACAUGUAUACAAUGACCCAAGGAUAGAGGAUAAAUUUGAUAUUAAAGCCUGGGUUUGUGUUUCUGAUCAAUUUGAUGUUUUCGAAAUAACAAGAACUAUUCUUGAGGCAAUCACUAAAUCAACUGAUGAUAGCAGAGAUUUAGAGAUGGUUCACGGACGAUUGAAAGAACAAUUGACAAGUAAGAAAUUUCUUCUGGUUUUGGAUGACGUGUGGAAUGAAAAACAAAAGAAAUGGGAACUCGUACUGACCCCUCUUAAGUUUGGGGCUCAAGGAUGUAAAAUAAUUGUCACCACACGCCACAUGAAUGUGGCUUCCACUGUGGGAUCAAAUAAAAUACAUUCCUUAAGCGAGUUACGAGGUGAUCAUUGUUGGCAAUUGCUUGCUACGCAUGCGUUCAGAAAUGAUAAUCCUCAACCAACUCUAGAGCGUAAGGAGAUUGGUAUGAAGAUUGUGGAAAAAUGUGCAGGACUGCCUCUAGCCUUGACAACAAUUGGAAGUCUAUUAAACAAAAAGUCAUCUGUUUCAGAAUGGGAAAGAAUAUUGAAAAGCGAGAUAUGGGACUUUCCAGAAGAAGAUAGUGAUAUUGUCCCUGCUUUAAAACUCAGCUAUCACCACCUUCCUUCCCAUCUCAAAAGAUGUUUUGCUUAUUGUGCUUUAUUCCCCAAAAAUUAUGUGUUCGACAAGGAGUAUUUAAUUCAGUUGUGGAUGGCUGAAAAUUUUCUUCAUUGUGGUCAACAGACUAAGAGUCCAGAAGAGCUUGGUGAAGAGUACUUCAAUAAUCUAUUGUCAAGGUCCUUCUUUCAACAAUCAAGCAUUACAUCCAAAAGCUGUUUUGUCAUGCAUGACCUUCUCAACAAUUUGGCUAAUUAUGUUUGUGGGGACAUUUGUUUCAGAUUGGAAAUUGAUAAACAAAAAAAUAUACCAACAACAGCCUGUCAUAUUUCAGUUGCAAUUAAUCAUGUUCGAUCUUUUGGUGGGUUUCAAACUUCAUGUGACACUAAAAGGUUUCGUACAUUUAUGCCAACAAGUGAAAACAUGAAUUUUCUUAAUGAGCGUUGGUAUUGCAAGAUGUCGAUACAGAGUUUAUUCUCAAAGUUUAAAUCCUUACGUGUCUUAUCUUUGUCUCAUUGUUCAAACCUCACAGAAGUGCCUGACACUGUAGGCAAUCUUAAACAUCUCCGUUCGUUAGACCUCUCCAACACAGACAUAAACAAUAUACCUGAAACAACAUGUUCACUCUACAAUUUGCAAAUACUGAAGCUGAACAAUUGUACAAAUUUGAAGGAACUGCCCUCAAAUUUGCAUAAGCUCACCAAUUUGCGUCGCCUUGAAUUAAUAGAUACUCUACUGAAAAAGGUGCCGCCGAAUUUAGGAAAACUGAAGAAUCUUCAAGUAUUGAUGAGUAGGUUUGAUGCUGACAAAAGUAAGGAGUUAGGUAUUCAGCAGCUACGAGAACUCAAUCUUCAUGGGAGUCUAUCAAUUGGGGAGCUGCAAAAUAUUGAGAAUCCCUCAGAUGCAUUAGCAGUGGAUUUGAAAAAUAAAACAAGACUUUUGGAUCUAAAGUUAAAUUGGGGUUUGGAAGAGAACCCUGAUGAUUCAGCAAAAGAAAGGUACGCAACUGUGCUUGAUAAUCUACAACCUUCAAAACACUUGGAGAAGUUGUCAAUCAAGAACUAUGGUGGCACACGAUUACCAAGCUGGUUAAAUGAUAAUUCAUUAUCUAAAGUAGUGUGCUUAGUGUUGGAUAGCUGUAAAUCUUGCGCAUGUUGGCCUCCCGUUGGACUUUUGCCACUUCUCAAGGACCUGGAGAUUACAAAGCUUAAUGGGAUAAAGAGUAUUGAUGCUGACUUUUAUGGUAGCUGCUCUUCAUCAUUCUCAUCGUUAGAAACAUUGAAGUUCUCCUUUAUGGGAGAAUGGGAAAAAUGGGAAUGUCAAGCUGUCACAAAUGCUUUUCCAUGUCUUCAAAUUCUUUCUAUAUGGAAUUGCCGCAAGCUGAAGGGGAACCUACCAGACAAACUUCUACAUUUAAAGAUGUUAGAUAUCAAUCGCUGCCAUCAACUUGUGUCUUUUCUUCCUGUGGCCCCUGAAAUCAGUGUACUAAAACUAUGUCACAUUGGAAAGCUGCAACUGGAUUAUCAACCGGCCAAUUUAAAACAGCUCACCAUUGGGGGACACAAUAUAGAAGCAUCAUUGCUGGAAAGAACUGGGCAAAUCAUAUCUGAUACUUCUCUUGAACGCUUGUUCAUCUAUUCUAGCCCAGAAAUGAAUAUUCCCAUGAGUUGUUUCAACCAUUUUCUUACAUGCUUGAAGAUAAGUGAUGGUUGUGCCGAUCAAAAAAAAAAAAAAAAUAAGUGA